Molecule: messenger RNA, 1579 nt
Organism: Thrips palmi
Lineage: Eukaryota; Metazoa; Arthropoda; Insecta; Thysanoptera; Thripidae
Product: leucine-rich repeat and WD repeat-containing protein 1-like
Exons: 6
Coding region: 133-1386 (417 amino acids)
Biological process (GO): establishment of protein localization to chromatin; chromatin organization
Cellular component (GO): nuclear origin of replication recognition complex
Molecular function (GO): protein binding; chromatin binding
Source: RefSeq, a predicted model, not a curated record
GGUCACUGUUGUUUUCUUUUCGUUCGCGCGAACUUUUCUUAUUCUUUGUGUUGUUUGUCUUGUAGGUAUUUUUUGGUGAGGUUAUUGUUAUUCGUUUUGGAACCCGUCGAGUAGAAAAUAGAAACAUUCACGAUGGAAGAGACAGAAGAGUACUACUCUGAUCCUCGGUUUGAAUAUGAGCCUGCCACAUUUCUAAAAUGUCAUUCCAAAAUUAGAGGUGACAAAAAUGACCGUAAUACUAAGGUUUGGGCCUGUGCGUUUGAACCUCAUCCAGACUAUCCAGAAAAGACAACUGACCUAAUAGCUACUUGUGCUGCAAACAGUAUCUGUGUCAUAGAUGUAAAGAAGGAAUGCAUGGUUACAAAGCACUAUGCAAAACAGGCGAGGGAAGAAUUUUAUUCAGUUUCCUGGUCUACUCUCUUCAUGAAAGAUACCAACAAAAAGACAAUAGCAAGUAACAUAUUGGCUGCUGCUGGUGCUCAGUGCAUUGUGCAUCUCAUACAUCCAUGUCACCAAGUUUGUUUCUUUGAAGAAAAGAUUAAAAUGCCGUCUAAAGUUACUAUUACGUCUGUCCAAUUUCAUCCUCUGGCUCGGACAGUAUUGUGUGGUGGUUUUAGCUCUGGUGAUGUAUACAUCUGGGACAUAGGACAACCAUCGUUUCCUGAUUAUGAGAUGAAAUUUACUUGUCUUCAUAAGCUCAGUAUUGACAGUGAAAUUUUCACUAUGUCUUUUUCACGCCAUUGUAGAACUCUUUUAGCAGCUACUGAAAACGGCGUUGCUGCAUGGGGUCUUGAUUUAUCAGAUGUAAAUGUGUCUACUGUAUUAAAAGCGCCCAAAACUACAAAUGACAGGAUCAAAAUGUGGCGUUUCAAUUUCCCUCUCAAGCCUGGUCUUUCAAGCAAGGAUUAUCAGCUAGUUGAUACGGUGGAGCCUAUUCAGACUGGAAAAAUGAUAGCUUCCAAAUGUGCUCUCUAUGGCAACAUUUAUUUAUGGGAUUUGGAAGAGGCCAUGCAGUAUGCAGAAGCUGGUGGUAACGUCAAAGUGGAACCUGCUCACACAUUAAACUACAGCAAAACCGACAAUUAUUUCAUGAGCAUGGGUAGUUCUCUGAUGUCUGGUCUUCUUACUUGCGGCGAUGAUCUUGGUAAUAUCUGGCUGUAUGACUUGAAGGAAGUGUUGACCUUAUCCCAUAAAGUGCAGCAAGAAUCUGCUGUAAUACCAUGGCCAAUAGUCAAUGACGUUCACGAUCAGUGGAUGGUGGAGCAAAAGGAAGUUGUUGUCAACAAAGUUGUGGUCAACUAUAAUGGGACAUAUAUUGUUGCUGUGACAAAUACCAAUCUUGUUUGCAUUUGGAAGAAAGAAAAAGGCUCGCGUCGGGACAUGUAAAAUUGUCGUGCGUUUCUCUACUGCAUUUGAUCAUAAUGCAUUCAGUCAUAAACAUGUUAUGAUCUAUUAAUGCCUUUAGUGGGGCUUAUUAUUAUUUAUUUUAUCUUGUAACGCUUUAGUCAUAGACUUUACGCUCUUAAAGUCUGAGUAUUAUUUGGUACAUUAAGAAAAAUUAAAUGUACAGAAUUGGAAA